UUGGGAUACGGACAAUGGUCAACUAUGAACUUUCGGCCUUCUCUCAGCGAUGUGUUGGCCUUUAAUUCGACAAUCUGCUUGAAUUUGUCAACUAAUCGCUACCUUCACCCGUAAGCUCAAAGCUCCCUCCGCCCUCCCUCGAGGGUUCCAUUUCGAUUUUCGAUCCCUUUCAGAAAAAUCUUGUAAACCCCUUUCGAUUCCACCUCCCCUGUUUUCACACCUCCACUUUCAUAAGCUGAAUUUUUGAACAAACAGACCGAGCUCUUCGAUUGUAUCGAAGCUCAAACAAUGGCGGAUUUCAACUCCAAAUCAUACCCAGAUGGAAGAAUGCAGAUUCAAACCUACCAUGGAAACGAAUCAAGAACAACCAAUGGUUCUGGUGUGAUGGGUAUGCAAGAUUUUCGUUGUUACAGUGCUUCCUAUGCUUCUUCUGCAAACCCAAAUCAAACCCAGAUGGGUAACGAUUUGAAGCUCAAGAAAGGGAAAUCUACGAACGGAUUUUCAUCCAAGAGCUGGAGUUUCAACGAUCCGGAGAUGCAGAGAAAAAGAAGAGUUGCUAGCUACAAAGUUUAUACUGUGGAAGGCAAAGUCAAAGGGUCUAUAAGAAAAAGCUUCCGAUGGCUCAAAGAAAGAUGCUCUCGAGUUGUCUAUGGAUGGUAGUGAAGCCAGCGCCUUAAAUUGGUACAAGAUUUUUCUUCCACUCUUUGUUUGAUUGAUUAGCCUGUAGUUCUGAAAUCCAAGAAUCUGGUUCUUGAUGUUAUGAAUGAUUUUGAAUCUCUUUGAAUGUGUAACUACUGUUGGAAGUAUAGAAUUCUUCUUUCCCUUACUUUUCCAAUGGAUUGGGGAUGAUGGUUUUAUGAGUAGAUAUGGAUUGAUUGUGUUCUUGUA
Molecule: messenger RNA, 888 nt
Organism: Benincasa hispida (wax gourd)
Lineage: Eukaryota; Viridiplantae; Streptophyta; Magnoliopsida; Cucurbitales; Cucurbitaceae
Source: RefSeq, a predicted model, not a curated record